Acanthosepion pharaonis is the source of this 717-nucleotide messenger RNA. The record is from the annotation of a GenBank genome assembly. NCBI's taxonomy places the organism in Eukaryota, Metazoa, Mollusca, Cephalopoda, Sepiida, Sepiidae.
AUGAAAAAAUUUAUAUUAUAUUUUGAGAAGUUUCUUUUGUUUCAUUUUUCCUUAUUUUUUUCUUUGCGUUUUCACUUUUCUGUUUUUUCUUUUUUGUCUUUUUUUUUCUUUUUUUCUUUUCUAUUUUUCCAUUUUCUUUCUUUUCGUUUUUCUUUUCUUUUUCUUUCUUCUUUUCGUUUUUCUUUUCUUUUUCUUUCUUCUUUUCGUUUUUCUUUUUCUUUUCUUUUCUUCUUUCUUUUUCUUUUCUUUUCUUUUUCUUUUUUCGUUUUUCUUUCUUCUUUUCGUUUUUCUUUUCUUUUUCUUUCUUCUUUUCGUUUUUCUUUUCUUUUUCUUUCUUCUUUUCGUUUUUCUUUUCUUUUUCUUUCUUCUUUUCGUUUUUCUUUUCUUUUUCUUUCUUCUUUUCGUUUUUCUUUUCUUUUUCUUUCUUGUUCUCUUUUUUCUUUUCUUAUCCUUUCUUUUUUGUUUUUCUUUUUCUUUUCUUUCUAUUUUCCGUUUUCCUUUCUCUUUUCUUUUCCUUUCUCUUUUUCUUUUCCUUUCUCUUUUUCUUUUUCCUUUCUCUUUUUCUUUUUCUUUUUCUUUUCUUUUUCUUUUCCUUUUCCUUUUCUUUUCCUUUUCCUUUUCCUUUUCUUUUUUUCGUUUUUUUUCUUCCUAGUCUUUUCUUUUUCUCUUCCUUUUCCUUCUUCUUUUCCUUUCCUUUUCUCUUUCCUUUUUCUUUGA